AUGGCUGCCUCUGAAGAGAGGAUCCUCUUGACGGCCACCAUCCUCGAUGAGGAGUCGUUGACGGAAGAGAACCAACAAGGCAAAUCCAACAAGUGGCUCGUGCGUGGUGUCUCUGCGGUGCUGGUUUUUGCGGCUGUGGCAGCGCUGGUCCUUUUGAAGUUCACACCUCCCGCUGCCUCCCAUGUCCUCCACCCGCAGGCACUCUACUCGGCUGGGAUCCAGUCGUGUGCAGCGGGAACGAUGCACCAAUGUCCAGAAGACUGGAAGAAUCCUUCCCAAAUCAUGGGCUACCACUGUCUUCAUAAGUUGACGCGGCAAACAUCGGAGGCGGCCUACCAGAGCUCUGGUGGUGCCUGCCGACCGGCAUCUGAUGGGCCUUUCCCAGAAGACGAUUGCCAGCUUCACAUCGGCUUCAGGAUUCCAGUUCUGGCUCUGGAGGAUUUGGCGGCUCCGGCUCCAGCGGCUGGGGAUCGGGAUCUGGCUCGUAUGGUGCCGGGACCUCUGUGCUGGGAAGAUGAAGAUCCAGACAGAUUCUGUGCUGAGACUGGCAAGCGUUAG
Messenger RNA from Durusdinium trenchii, 558 nucleotides. The record is from the annotation of a GenBank genome assembly. Lineage: Eukaryota; Dinophyceae; Suessiales; Symbiodiniaceae.